GAGAAUCCCAAAAAUUGACAUCCAGAUUGCGGUGGAGCAGGGACUGAGUGGGACAAAACCCCGAAGAAAAACAUUUACAGUUUUCGGUGCAGAAAACUAAGACGAUCCGAUUUUUAAUGACGACAGCCUCUGUUAUAGGCUCUCUACCACUCUGCUUGGUGCAUCGUCCGUUUAAUGGAAUAGAAUGUAGUUGAGAUUCUAAACAUAUAGGGGGCAUUCUUAAAAGCCGUUUUUGCAUUCAAACCAAUCCCCACGGAUAGGAGCCUGGUCUGUGCGUCGUGUGUUUAGGGGUUUGGAAGACAACAACGUCGAAGCCCACAGUUUGAACCACUUCACCUUAUAUUCAGUGUUCGAGGAGCCGCUGCAGACGAGUCAUCCAAAUGUGCGAUUCUGAUGCCAGCUUCUAAGCCUGCAGAAAAAAUCGGCAAAAUGAAAAAGUUGAGAAGAACUUUAUCCGAGAGUUUCAGAAGCAUUGCGUUCAAGAAAGAGGACAGCGGCUUUGACGAAAUAUGUGUCACGAAGAUGUCCACACGCAGCCUCCAGGGAAAGGACGUCAAACCCCUGGACACCAUCCCUGAGGACAAGAAGGUGAAGGUCCAACGCACGCAGAGCGGCUUCGACCCCUUUGAGAAGCCGGCGGGCCAGGUGAAGAGGGUCCACUCGGAGAACAAUGCCUGCAUCAGCUCCAAGAGCGCCGCCAGCGGCAAAGAGUCGCCCAAACUGCGCCGCCACUCCAGCCCCAGUUCUCCUACAAGCCCCAAGUUUGGAAAAGCUGAUUCCUAUGAGAAGCUGGAGAAGCUGGGAGAGGGAUCAUAUGCCACGGUUUACAAAGGAAAGAGCAAGGUGAACGGGAAGCUGGUGGCCCUGAAGGUGAUCCGCCUGCAAGAGGAGGAGGGCACCCCCUUCACGGCCAUACGAGAAGCAUCUCUCCUCAAAGGCCUGAAGCACUCCAAUAUUGUUCUGCUCCAUGACAUCAUUCACACCAAGGAAACCCUGACUCUCGUCUUUGAGUAUGUGCACACAGACCUGUGUCAGUACAUGGACCGGCAUCCCGGGGGCCUCCACCCGGACAACGUCAAGCUCUUCCUGUACCAGCUCCUGCGAGGGCUGUCCUACAUCCACCAGAGGUACAUCCUGCACCGAGACCUCAAGCCCCAGAACCUGCUAAUCAGUGACACCGGGGAGCUGAAGCUGGCUGACUUUGGUCUGGCCAGGGCCAAGUCCGUCCCAAGCCACACGUACUCCAACGAGGUGGUGACCCUGUGGUACCGACCCCCAGAUGUCCUCCUGGGCUCCACCGACUACUCCACCUGCCUCGACAUGUGGGGUGUAGGCUGUAUCUUCAUCGAGAUGAUCCAGGGAGUGGCAGCCUUUCCUGGGAUGAAGGACAUCCAGGACCAGCUGGAGAGAAUAUUCCUGGUCCUGGGAACCCCCUCAGAGGACAUCUGGCCAGGGGUCCACUCCCUGCCUCACUUCAAACCAGACCGCUUUACAGUUUACAGCGCUAAGAAGCUCAGACAAGCAUGGAAUAAGCUGGGCUACGUGGACCAUGCAGAGGAGCUAGCGUCCAGGUUCCUCCAGUGCUUCCCAAAGAACCGCAUCUCAGCGCAGGCAGCUCUGAACCACGAGUACUUCAGCCACCUACCGCCACGGAUCUGGGAGCUGCAGGACAUGUCUACCAUCUUCACGGUGGCGGGGGUGAAGCUACAGACUGAGUCCGGGGACAGCAUACAGGUCUGCGCCAGGAGGAACAGCCAGGGCAAGGACUCCACCUCGGGCAGUAAGCACUGACCAGAGACCAGCUUCCCGGUGUACCGCUCGCCAGGUGGACGUCCCGGCCAACGAGGGCACAGAUUUUCCGAUGAAGGAUGCAGCUGAAUAAGGACACUUCACUUCACUCUCUUUAAGUUAUUGUCCUCACAAAAGUGUGUGUGUGCGUGUGCGUGUGGGUGUGUAUGUGUAUGCGUGAGAGCUCGGGAGUGUACAUAUGUGAGUGCAUGUGAGAGUAUUUUGAUGGUAGCUAAGAUUUCAGGCUAUCAUUUGCAAUUUUUUUGUUUACUUUUUAUAAGGUGAUGAUCACACAUAUAAUACCAUUGUCACAAUAUCAACGAAAGGACUUCACUGUUGCUAUAUAUUGUGAUUUGUGUUUGUUACUAGCUACCUAUUUAAGAAUGUAUAUUUCUAUGUACAAUAUACUCAUCUAGAAAAAUAUUUAAUGGACAAUUUUAAUAUGCCUACAUCUUCCCACCAACGCUCCAGUUCAUGCCAAGACACAAAACAAGGACACACAUGCAAUGAAAAACGAACAAAAAGAAUGCAGAACGAUUCAGAAAAAUAAUCAAACGGCAAUAUUUUAAGAUACUCUUCUUCUCUACACCUUAUCAGGUUGAGGGUGCAAUUACUGUAACUGCACACAAUAAUGGUAUUCAAACGGCAAUUAUUAAUAUGACGCAGAUAUUUUGUGUUGUGUUGUUUUCUGAGAAGCCAACCGGUUGAAAGACAUGGAUGCCACCACAACAAUGUUGUUGUUUUUCUUACAAUUUGAGCUGCAAUAUCAUGACCGGUGAAGACCAACCCAGAAGUCUGUGUUCUUGCCUAUGUGCUUGUUUGUGUGUCGGCGUGCGUGCGUGUGUGUGUGUGCGUGCGUGCGGCGUGCGUGCGUGCGGGUCUGUUUGUGUAUUGAACAUGGGCAAUAUCUAAGCACUGGUGCUUCCAUGCAUGAGCUAAUCUAUGUGAGAGUUUCUAAACAAAGGCAAUAGAGUCAGUGUCUCGUUCCAUCUUAACUUCGACAAUCCCUGGUUAAGCUCCUUCUGUUCCCUAUCAAAGAUCGUGAUGUGUAUUUUACCAGACAUGAAAACCAUGUCUUUGUGAGGAGACCUUCAAAAUGUGUGGUUCUCACAAUCCAAUGAUUCUAUGUGUUGACAUAUUUGUUGCUUUUCUUUUUAAAGUAAUGAGAAAAGGGUUUGACUGUCAAUUAGUCUGGGAGGAGUUGCCUUGGCUGUGUUUUGUGUGAAAAUACAAUUCCGACUUUGUAAUCAAUGUGAAAUACCAUCAAGACCACAGCUUCCAUUCAUUAAUGAAUUUGAGACGUACUGAAACCACACCUUCAUGGCUCUGCACUGUCAGCCAGCAAAGGCAGCAAGCGUAAACCAUGAACCACUAAACACUGUGGAUCGCUAGCGGGAGGACUGUUGUUCUGAAAGAGUUCACAUGACCUUCAACACACAGACACAACUCACACACAUCCACAAUACAGAGUACACACAUCCGUAGAAGCUACACAGACAAAAUUCAAAGAACAGCCACACCAUGUUUCCCUGGUUGAUAUUUCCCCCUUUUUGCAAUCAUGAAAAAAGUCUCUUUAAGAUGUGCUCCGCUGUUUGGGAGACUGUGUCUCAGCUUUAAUAUCCAUGUCAUCAUUCCAAAUGAUGGCUAUCACACAAAAAAAUAGACUAAAAAGGUAAUACUUCGUCCCUCUAAAGUUUUGAGAAUGCACUUUUAAAAAAUAUAUAUAGAUCUAUUUGCCCUACAUUCCAGCAUAUAAGAUUACUUUACUACGCCUGCAUUGACCUUAAUUAUAUACCCUGCUUUGCCUGAAUGCGCAAAAAAAUCAGCCUUCAAAUGUAAAUAUGAUCCCGCGGUUUUGAAUCUUUACUACAAAUAGAUGGGACACAGAAUUGUAAACUUGAAAGUUAUCUCACAGCUGUUUGGGGGUUGUCCUCCCCGGCAAUGUGGGUGUGAGCAGUUAAAGAGGAAUAGGAUCAAAUGGGGAGGCUCCGAUCGCUAGGAUGGCAAAAAAAAAAGCGAGAAAACAGUAGAGGGUAAAUAUUGAGCUGCAUGUUCCGAUAGCUUUUAGUUGUCGCUGGUUGUGUUAGCAGCUCAAUGAUUAUUUUUGAUAACUCCUCCUCGUUGCACACGUUUUCUGAGUAGCAGAUCUUUUUUUUAGUUUUGUUUUGGUCCACCCCUGAGUACACUAGUGCUCCACACCAGAACGAUACAGCCCACAGUGUGAAAUUAAAACAUAUGUGUGUUUGACUUCAACGAGGGGCCAUGUUCACACGACCACAGCGCCGUUUGAAUCCAAUAUCUUGUUUUGUCAAUAAUGAUAAACACAUUAGUCUAUGAAGGGUGGUCUAGAGGGGGGGGGGGGGGUUGGAACUAUUGCACAUAUAGCACUGUGACAGUUGAAAUUAAAAGCAAUUCGGCAUUUGUUUUGCCAUUCGUUGAUAACAAUAUACUGAUGCCGUUUUUAAAGAAAAAGGGAAAUAAAUGCAUUGGAUUGAGAAAUGUAUUGGCUACAUUUCAAGUAAAACGUGUAAAUAUUGUAUUUGUAUUCUUUGUUACACGCUGUGUUACACUGCGUAUGACAUGAGGCUUAAUAACAACUGUCUUUAGGUAUGCAUAUACGUUUGCAUUUGCCCUCUUGGUUUGAAAAAAAGGUUUAAUGAACUCCUCACCUUUUGAGUACACUACACACGUUUUCGGGGGCUAAUUGUAUCGUUUCAUCCACGCAGACAUAAUAUAGGCGUUAUCCGAUCAUUGCCGUGCUGAACACUGAAACUGUAUUAUAUGGUUUUUCAAGAAAGCUUCACUUGCAUCUUUUUCUUUUUUUUAUGUAUGCUGCACUGAAAAAAUUAAACAAUCAAUUUCAAAAGUGGUUUGGAAAAUAAAGCGUUGCCAGUCACUUCCUAGAGUGAAACGAUAUAGUCUAUAGUAGUAUAGCUUCUGCCGCAUUAUCGGUUACAACCUGUAGGCCUAUGUAAUAUGGUAUUAUGGAAGAUGUAAUGUCCUUCUGUAAAAUGGUGUUUAUUGUUGUUUUACCUGAAAUAAAACUUUAUUAAUGCUUCAAAGUA
Molecule: messenger RNA, 4853 nt
Organism: Gadus morhua (Atlantic cod)
Lineage: Eukaryota; Metazoa; Chordata; Actinopteri; Gadiformes; Gadidae
Gene: cdk14
Product: cyclin dependent kinase 14
Exons: 15
Coding region: 394-1791 (465 amino acids)
Biological process (GO): protein phosphorylation
Cellular component (GO): cytosol; cytoplasm; nucleus
Molecular function (GO): cyclin binding; ATP binding; cyclin-dependent protein serine/threonine kinase activity
Source: RefSeq, a predicted model, not a curated record